UUAGUCGACCAUGACGCCAUUGAUUUACGCAUGCUGUAAACAAGCUGUUGACAGGUUUAUUUAGCAAAAUAUCAAUUUCGGUAUUGAGUACCGGAAUACAAAAUGGCGGAAUCAGUACAGGAGCGAAGGAUUGUACUUCUUGGCAAAACGGGAAAUGGCAAAAGUGCGACGGGGAAUACACUUUUAGGUCGUGACGAUUUCAAGUCCACCCUUAGUGCUAAUGGAGUAACGUCGGACUUGUGUCGAAGUAUCUGCUGGAAAAAUGUGAGCAAGUAUAAAUUUGAGUAUGAUAUUGUGGACACUCCAGGACUGUUUGACUGUGGAGUUAUUGCGGAAACAGCGCUUAAGAUUAUCCAGGUCGCGGCGCUGGAACCCCAUGUAUUUGUGUUGGUAAUCAAAGCGGACCGAUUCACUGAUGAAGAAAAGUUCAUGGCGGAUAUGUUGAGGAUAAUAUUCGGCGAAAAUGUAUUCGAUCAUACUAUAAUUGUGGUUACAAAUGGCGGAAGAUUUGUUAACGACAAGCAUUUUGGACAAUUCUGGCAUGAAUCGGGGUACCUGAAAAAACUGGUUGAAUUAUGCGGUGGACGAAUAAUACGGAUUGAAAACACAACAAAACAAUUCGACUUCGAGGAGUUCUCACUUUUCAUAGAGCAGAUGACCGAAGAAGGAAAAUCGGUCUACAAACACACAAACAGAGAUAUUCAUGAAUCCGUCUUACAAGAAAUGCUUCAAAAUAAGCAAGAGGACGUAGACAUUGCAUCGCAAAUCCGUGAGAUGAGUGCAGAACUAGGACGGCGUUUGCCUUACUGGAACGUUCCGUUGAUUGCCGGGGCGGCCGGGGGAGUUCUUCUUUUAGGGACGGUUGGUGGCAUCGCGGUCGCUGCCGCUGGCGGUGGGGUCCUGGCGGGAGUCGCAGCGUCUGCUGGGCAUAUGGCGGUGGCCGGAGGAGUGGCAAUGGCACACGGGGUGGCCCAUGUAGGGACUGGACUACUCGCAUUGGGAGGAACCAUAACGCCGUUUGUGUUUCGCAAAUUCUGGCGGUCAUAAUAAAAACAUUACUCUACAGAAAUUAUUAUGUGACGUUCCUUUACGUUAGCAACAAGAUUUUAGAUCAUAGCAUUGCAAGACAUAGCUAAACUUCUUUUCGGCUUUUGUUAAAGUAUAUAGCUGAUACAUUGCUUGUACUCCACAUGUUCUACACAGUGAACUGUGUUUCGUGUGUGUAAAAUGAUUGAUUUAUACCAGAGCUUUAGAACAAUGCAUAUUUGUGAUGAUACAGAUACCUAUACAAAACACAAACGCGGAAAAAACAAGGUAUUUGUAUUCGAUGUCUGAAUCCAAGCGAAAUGUAUUUCAAAUAAAUGCUACUAAUAAAUUACAUUUAAUAUUGCAAUAAUUCAAAAUAUUAUAGAUAAAAACAAGAACAUAUUCACCAGAUUGGCAAAACAUACAAUGCCCAAUGUGUGACCUAUACCUCAUAAUCAAGGAUCUGGCAAACUGCCAACAUAUUUAGUAGACAGUUUAAUAUUUUGACACACACCAAUAUCCAUGAAUAGACGUAUUGAAAAAGGAUGCAAAUUAUGGUACGACGUCAAGGAUACGCAUACAUUUAUGCAAUGUAAAAAAGAUUUUAAAAAUAUAUACACUCUGAAAACAUACGGUCAUUGAAGUUCAAAUACAUAUGAGAUUUGUCAUGGAAUCAAUAUUCAACAUUCUUUUCCUCUGUUCCGAAAGGACAGGCUACACCAUUUAAGUGACGAAUUGCAUUAGCUUUCAGUAACUUAAUGAUGUCGGUUCAUUUUACGUUUGCGUUUACAUCGACAUAAAGAUAAAAACAGACAUGGCAGAAAAAUAUAACAAUGUGUUCGUGUUUUAAAUUGAAUUUAAAUUUUAAACAUGAAGGAAUCAAGAUACGUACGCCGCUCCCAACCGCUGCGAGCAAAUUGAAACUUCAAUUGUGUAAUUAAGAAAACACGCUUUGUUUUUCAGCGAGAUGUCCAUAUAUAUAUAUAUAUAUAUAUAUAUAUAUAUAUAUAUAUAUAU
Molecule: messenger RNA, 2043 nt
Organism: Dreissena polymorpha
Lineage: Eukaryota; Metazoa; Mollusca; Bivalvia; Myida; Dreissenidae
Product: GTPase IMAP family member 9-like
Exons: 1
Coding region: 103-1047 (314 amino acids)
Molecular function (GO): GTP binding
Source: RefSeq, a predicted model, not a curated record